AUGCCCGCCAAGUGCACGAUUCAACAUGAAGUGCAGCCAAAUUGGGAACUUAACGUAUUACCGGAAACAUUGGUUGCCGAAUAUUUUCGAUUAAAAGAUAUGAUCACAAAAUUGUCAAAAUUCACAAGAAACACUUUCAUGUUCACGACACAUACAGUGUCAAAAUCGAAACCAAUCAAGAUCCUGCUGGUAUUUUACUUAUCACCAUCGGUAUCGUCUUUUUCACCUUUAGUUGUUUAA
Adineta ricciae is the source of this 240-nucleotide messenger RNA. The record is from the annotation of a GenBank genome assembly. Lineage: Eukaryota; Metazoa; Rotifera; Eurotatoria; Adinetida; Adinetidae.